AUGUCAGAGACCAAAGCGUUUCCAGAUAUGCUUGAGGGCAAAAUUGUCCCCGACGCUAUGGUCGAGAGGCCUAGUAUCGCCGAUGGGGACAUAAAGGCUUCCAACGAAAACCAACUUGGUGAUGACGUUGCCCCUAAGAAGACCUUGAGACACCUUCGCCCUCGACACAUCCAGCUGAUGGCCCUCUCUGGGGCCAUCGGCACCGGUUUGUUCGUCGGUACCGGUGCUGCCCUUGAGCGUGCUGGGCCUCUGGGCCUGCUGCUGGGCUACACAAUCUAUGCCUUUCUGGUUUGGUCAACUUUCAACGCGGUGGGCGAGAUGGUCGUUUGGCUUCCAGUCGACGGUUCCAUCGUUGUUUUUGCACACGCCUAUCUUGACGACGCCUGGGGUUUCGCGCUCGGGUGGCUUUAUACUAUCACUAACUCCCUCUCGGCUGCGGGAGAAGUUGCCGCUGUGGCAACAAUCUUCAAUUUCUGGACAGACUCUAUUAACAAUGCUGUCUACGUUGCAAUUGUUGCAACGUCGCUCGUUGUUUUCAACGUUUUCGGUGUCCGCAUCUAUGGAGAGGGUGAAUUUUACCUUUCCCUGUUCAAGAUCUUGCUGAUUUUGGGACUCUUGCUUAUGACCUUUAUCGUCAUGGUGGGUGGUAAUCCGCACCAUGAUGCCUUCGGUUUUAGGUACUGGAAAGAUCCCGGCGUCUUUAACGAGUAUAUUGCCUCUGGCUCUUGGGGUCAUUUCUUGGGUUUUUGGUCCGUUUUCAUCCAAGCUGCUUUUGCUUUCGGCGGGCCCGACUACAUUGCGCUCAGCGCCGGUGAAGCUCGAGCUCCUCGCCGUGUCCUCCCUUCAGUCUUCAAACGUGUCAUCUAUCGUCUUGGGGUGUUCUACAUCCUCGGUGUUUUGGCUGUUGGUAUUCUCGUUCCUCAUGACGACGAGAACCUUGGCACGAACAAGCCCGGCGCCGGAGCUUCCCCGUUUGUCAUUGGUAUCACUCGCCUCGAUAUUCCCGUCCUUCCUCACAUUAUCAACGCCUGUUUGAUGACGUCUGCGUGGUCUUGCGCGCUGGAGCUGUUCUACGCUUCGACCCGUGCUCUGUAUGCCCUCGCUGUCGACAGGAAGACCCCGCGAUUCUUCCUCUUUACGUGGCGGGGUGUUCCCACUUUCUGUGUCAUUGCAGUCUGGAUUGUCACAUGGAUUUCCUUCAUGUCUGCCUCCAACGAUUCGCUGACCGUCUUCACCUGGCUCACCAGCAUCGUCGGUUCUGGAAACUUGCUUAUCUACUGUAUCUUCCACGUCACUUAUAUACGCUUCCGCAAGGCCCAGAUGGCUCAGGGUAUCCGGGACUCUCAACGACCAUGGUUCCGCCGCCAUCAAUACUACUACUCUAUUGCGUCCCUCGUUUUCUACUGCAUCAUCUUCAUUACUAAUGGUUUUGCCGUUUUCGCAAAGGGCAAUUGGGACACCUCUAAGUUUAUCUUCGCUUACUUCGCCUUGGCUGUCUUCCUCGUUACCUACUUGGGUUAUAAGAUCCUUCGGAAGGCCCCUAUGUUUAGGCUGGAGGAUGUGCCGCUCUACGCUGGUAGGCACGAGGAGGAUAUGGAUGAUGGAUAUGUUGAGCCUGAACCCACCACUGGCUUUGAAAAGUUUAACAGGUGGCUCUGGGGUUAG
Clonostachys byssicola is the source of this 1665-nucleotide messenger RNA. NCBI's taxonomy places the organism in Eukaryota, Fungi, Ascomycota, Sordariomycetes, Hypocreales, Bionectriaceae. The record is from the annotation of a GenBank genome assembly.